AUGUCAACUCCACUCGGAGGUCGUUUUUACCAUGUUUUUACGAAAAAAAGUACGGAUCAUGUCAUUGAAUUACAUAUUCCGAGGGGUUACAAGGUUCUUUCUGGCGGCGUCCGCGCGUAUGGAGCAACGGGCAUUCUGUCGUCGUUUUAUGAUGCUGAGCGGGGGAGGUGGUUUCUGCAGCACGAUCCUAUAGAUGAUGGCGCAUCUGUUCUGUUGCAGGUCGUCACAUUGGUGGAUCCAGACGAUUGGUACGAUGUGACCGUAUCUUUUGUUUCUUUAAGAAACACUGUGGGGCCAGAGGAGCGAGAAAAACUUGUGCAGCUUGAGGAAUGCCAGUAUCCUGCACGCUUGUUUGAAUCCAAGGAUGAAGCAGGCAGUGCUCAAGCAGUCUGGGAGAAGCAAAGGCAGCGUCGCCAGUGCCGAAUGAGCGGACGUGAUACUGUGACAUUGCACUGUCCCGUGGUGGAUGGGUAUACGUUGACUGGAGGCGGAUUCAUCUCUGGAUACCCGGUCCUCGCGUCUUCUGCAGAAACGUGUGAGGAGUGGGAUCAAAGGGAGUUAUUGACGCGGUCUGGUGAGUCAUCUUUCGCAGAUUCAAACGGCGUCCCCAACAAAAUGAUGGCUUUUUCUACGGCCAGCACUCGUAGCGGAGUGUUAUGCGAUUCGUUCCCAGACCCUCCUCAUUCCAGUGUGUCAUCUACUUUGUUGAAGAAUACGCGAAAAGACAAAGGCCCGACUGCGUGGUUUGUUAUGGCCGCGGAGAAUCUUUCACUUUCUUGCUACGCCAUAGGCAUUCGCCUCCGCACAGCGCGGCGGGAGGAAAUAUUGCGUGGAAUGAUGAGUAAAACUCUGCUCAAUCGAGGCAAGUGUGAUGUUCCUUCCGAGAAGACGGUCGCUGUGAAGGUGCACCACCAGUCAGGGGGGAAUUGGGCCAUUGAGUUGCCACCACCGCACGGGAUUUUUUUUUUUCGCUUUGGUGUGUCUCGCACUCCCAAUCCAAUUGUGUUAUCGGCGUUCUAUCGGUGA
This is a messenger RNA of Trypanosoma cruzi, 1026 nucleotides long. RefSeq lists its product as uncharacterized. The record is from RefSeq and is a predicted model, not a curated record. Bases 1 to 1026 code for a protein of 341 amino acids. Lineage: Eukaryota; Euglenozoa; Kinetoplastea; Trypanosomatida; Trypanosomatidae. The transcript has a single exon.